AUGAGUAGCAACAAAACCAAGACAAGCUCCUAUACAGUACUUUCCUUUAUUGUUAUUUGCAGCCAAAUACAAAUCUAGGUAUUUUAAGAACUUGAUUUUAUCAUCUCCAAUAACAAUACGAGGGAUGAGACUAACUUUAGAUCCAGGUUAAUUUUGAAUUUUACCAAUAAAAAUGUAUUAUUCAUUAGGAAGAAUGGCAUAUUCUGCAAAUUUAAGCGAUCCUCUCAUUACUUAAAAUCUUUGAUAAAGUGUUAAUGGAGCUUGAGAUUAGAAUUCGCUGUAUUCAAAGUCUUAGGUUAUUUUAUGUAGAUCAUAGAGAAUUGUUACUUUUCCAUGGGUCUUUUAAAUGCUCAAGUUCAUUCCUUGAGGGUUUUUAACAUCAAAUGA
Tetrahymena thermophila SB210 is the source of this 387-nucleotide messenger RNA. RefSeq lists its product as hypothetical. The transcript has a single exon. Lineage: Eukaryota; Ciliophora; Oligohymenophorea; Hymenostomatida; Tetrahymenidae. The record is from RefSeq and is a predicted model, not a curated record.